CCCUCCGCUAUAAGCCUCUUUGCCGCUUUCCCUCUCAACCUCUCUCGUCUCGGGCUCUUGUUUUCUGCUCUCUUGUCUCUGGGAGGGGAAGAAAAAAAACAUAAGCCAAGCCAACCCUUGCCCUUCCACUGCCAGACCCUCCUCCGCCUUGGGGAGCUGGGCUUGAGAGCGGGGGCUGCAGGAAAGCGCGCCCUGCCGUCCCCACCGUCCUUGACUUGGUGAAGGAGAAGAAGAAGUAGCAAGAGGGGGAAGAAGGACAGAAACUCCUUCCCGCACUCUUCUCCCUUCCUUGAACUCCCCAGCCCACCACAACCAAAACCCACCCGGCCUCCUCCACCCUCUCCUCCUCGCCUCACCAAAGAAACCUUGAGAGGAGGCGAAGGAGGGAGAGGAGUAGAGACUCUCGAGAAGCAUUUUGGAAGCGCUUGAAGGCGAGAGAAGGAACACCUGGGGGAGGAAGGAAUGCUUUUCGCCGCCGAAGAGGCUCGCCCCGACCGCCGCCUCCGUUGCCACCGCUCUUGCUGAGGAAAAAGAGGGAUUUGUUUAAAGCUGGGAGCAGCUACAUGACUGCGAGGAACGAGGGGUCGCCAACACCAUCAUGCGAGCGCAAAUUGAAGUGAUACCAUGCAAAAUUUGUGGUGACAAGUCCUCUGGAAUACACUAUGGAGUCAUCACAUGUGAAGGCUGCAAGGGAUUCUUUAGGAGGAGUCAACAGAACAAUGCCUCAUACUCCUGCCCAAGGCAGAGAAACUGUUUAAUUGACAGAACCAACAGAAAUCGUUGCCAACACUGCCGACUGCAGAAGUGUCUUGCCCUAGGAAUGUCUAGAGAUGCUGUAAAAUUUGGAAGAAUGUCCAAAAAGCAGAGGGACAGUCUGUAUGCCGAGGUACAGAAGCACCAACAGCGACUGCAGGAGCAGCGGCAGCAGCAGAGUGGUGAGGCUGAAGCCUUGGCCCGUGUCUACAGCAGCAGUAUCAGCAACGGGUUGAGCAACCUGAACAAUGAAACUGGUGGCACUUACUCAAAUGGGCACGUCAUUGACCUGCCGAAGUCUGAGGGUUAUUAUAAUGUGGAUUCUGCCCAACCCUCCCCAGAUCAGUCUGGCUUGGACAUGACUGGAAUCAAACAGAUCAAGCAGGAACCUAUUUAUGACCUCACCUCUGUACCAAACUUGUUUACCUAUAGCUCUUGCAGCAAUGGGCAAUUAGCUCCAGGGAUAACCAUGACAGAAAUAGAUCGAAUUGCACAGAAUAUAAUAAAGUCCCAUUUGGAGACGUGCCAGUACACAAUGGAGGAGCUACACCAGCUAGCCUGGCAGACCCACACAUAUGAAGAAAUCAAAGUAUACCAGAGCAAGUCAAGAGAAGCAUUGUGGCAGCAGUGUGCAAUCCAGAUCACACAUGCCAUUCAAUAUGUGGUGGAAUUUGCAAAACGGAUAACAGGCUUUAUGGAACUCUGUCAAAAUGAUCAGAUUCUACUUCUCAAAUCAGGCUGUCUAGAAGUGGUUUUAGUAAGAAUGUGCCGUGCCUUCAAUCCACUCAACAACACUGUUCUGUUUGAAGGGAAAUAUGGAGGAAUGCAAAUGUUCAAGGCUUUGGGUUCAGAUGAUCUGGUGAAUGAAGCAUUUGAAUUUGCAAAGAAUUUAUGUACGUUGCAGCUAACUGAGGAAGAAAUUGCCUUGUUUUCAUCUGCUGUUCUUAUAUCACCAGAUCGAGCUUGGCUGUUAGAACCAAGGAAGGUCCAGAAGCUUCAGGAAAAGAUUUAUUUUGCACUUCAACAUGUGAUUCACAAGAAUCAUCUUGAUGAUGAGACUUUGGCAAAGUUAGUAGCCAAGAUUCCAACUAUCACUGCACUUUGCAACCUGCAUGGAGAAAAACUGCAGGUAUUUAAACAAUCUCAUCCUGACAUAGUGAACACACUGUUUCCUCCGUUGUACAAGGAACUGUUCAAUCCAGACUCUACCACUGGCUGCAAGUAAAAGGAAAGAUAGAAUAUGUCACAUAGUCCUGGAAUGCAUCACUGUUAAGACAAAAGAAUUGUUUUCAUGAAGACUUUCUUUUAAAAAAAUGUCACUACUGCAACACUAGGAAUGUCCUGCACUUAAUAGAAUUAUUUUUCACCGCUACAGUUUGAAGAAUGUAAAUAUGCACCUCUGAGUGGGGCCUGUUUUCAUUUCUCUUCUUUUUGCUAUUUUUUCUCUUUUUUAAUGUUUAACUUACCAGGAAAAAGUUGCAAAAUAUAGAACACUGGGUGUUACCUUUAUUUUUGUUUUAUUUUAUUUUAUUUUAUUGGGGAUGUGUUUUGGGGCAGACAACUGUUUAUAGACAUUUUAUUGUAGAUAUAAAUGAAAACAGAAGGGCAAUUUGCAGUAUUGCUCUUCCUGCUUAUUGUUCAAAUAUAAUUUAAGAAAAUUCCACUAAACUAGGCUUAACUAUUUCUAUGUUUUUAGCUAGUUAAAUGCAUGUGGCAAUUUGUAGCCGUCUUGGAAAUAGGUGUGCGUGUAUGUAAUAUAUAUAUAUAUGGGCAUGAGCCUUUCCUGUGUGGAUGCAGCAUUGGUGCAAAGACAAUUCCUGGGCGGUGGCGGGUAACGUUCCCUGUUUCUCUUUUGCCCCCUGAAGAUGUACACAGGCAUUUCCAUGUAGCAUUCCAGAAAUGGAGAGGUAAAUGAGAUUGUCUGUUUUUAGCUCCCACAUUUAAUCCUCCUUUUCCACUCAGUGUGAACGGUGGGGUCUCCCCAAUUCCUGUAACUGUAUGUUAUUCUAUGUGUAAUCUGAAGGGACAAGGGGGAAAUAAUCCUAGAGGGAUCCUUCGCUACACAGGCAAGGAUCAUGUCUUGUGUAUAUAUAAAAAGUAUAUAUCAGGGAUGGGCAAGUUUGGUAUUCUCUGGGGCUAACUCUACCUUAAGACGAUGGUCAUGUGCCAGAAGAGUAUGCUAUUACACAGUUCAACAUUGUCAUCAUCACCAUGGAUUAUCCUAAUGCAGUUUCUUGGAUGGGGGAUUAUGUAAAAAAUAGAAAAGAAAGAUGCCCGGUUUUUAAAUCGUUAACACUCUUACUCAUGCACUGCCCUUCCCUCCAAGUAAAAUUGAAUUGCAAGAUUUUAAUUACAUCCUGAUUCCAAUGUGAUAGCACUACUGGGUCUUGGAUAGGAUUGCCUCAUGAGUUACUAGUUAGCCAACCUUGUUGUAUAUUGUUAUAUAGUACACAUAUAUAUGGAAUACGCACACACUUGUUGUAGCUUAAAGAAAAUGCCUAUUUUCUAAGGAUGCUGUCUUGCAUUUUUUAAACUCUCCAUGUAAUGUGUUGGUUUUAUGUUGAGCAAUUAGACUUUUGCUCUGCCAUCCAUCCACAUAUAAUGAAAACAUGAUUCAAUUUCUGAUCAGUUUGUAUAUAAUAUGUAUGCAGUAUAUGGUCACCGAAUGAUGAAAAGUCAGGUUAGUAUUAUUGGUGCCAAAGCCUUGUCUGGAUAAUUCAAAUGGACAGAGAUAAAGUUAUUGGGAGAUUUUUUUUUCCUCAGCGAGAGUGAUAAAGCAUAUAUUAAACAUAAUAUUAUAGGACAAAAUGCCAAUAGAGUAUUUAAACUACAGAGUAAAUUGUAUACCAUCCCAAACAGUACAUUUGUUUUGUGAGUCAGAAAGAGAGUUUAUUUUAUUACCUUCCUGAAACAAUAAUAAUAAUUAUUAUUAUAGGGCUCGGUAUUGCUCUGUGUUCUCCAGGGGAUAGCGAAGCAGGCCCAUGUUGCAUCUAAAAGUUAUACAAAGAACCAACCAGUCAUCAGCAAAGACAUUAUUGUAAACUGCAGGAUGAGAGUGAAGGCUUUCCAUAUGUACACCCAUCAUCGAAUGCAAUUGUAACAUUCCAGUGUCUAGGUAAACAGCUGUUUUUACUGGUUCACUAUACUUCAUAUCCAGGGCUCAGAUGGCUUGUUACCGCUUAACAAAACUGGAGUGGCAUAUUAAUUUAUUAGUGAUUAAUUUAUUAGUGAUCCUGAGUCUACAAAUGAAAAAUUAUUAUUAUUAUUAUUAUUAUUAUUAUUAUUAUUAUUAUUAUUAUUUUAUAGAAUAUUUUCUCCACUAGUUCCUACAGGAUUGCUUAAGAAGCCUCUUUUACACACACACACACACACACACACAUACAUUCCUGGUUCUAUUCGUGGAAAGAAUUAUGAGGAGAGAAGUAAAGGAAGUCCCUUCAGAUCCCAUAAUGGUUCCAGUGUUUCUUAGCAGUGUUUCCUCAAAACUGUAAUUUUAGAGCAAAUGCUUAACCAGUUGUUCUCCAGGGAUGGUUUUAAAAGAUCCCUGUGAGAACAAAGAAUCCAUGCUCACUGAUUCUGUGAUACUUCAGAGAGGUUGCAGACCCCUAGAACAUAUCUGUGCAAUCUUCUCUGAGCUUGCAAAAGUUACAAUGAUG
Messenger RNA from Anolis sagrei ordinatus, 4409 nucleotides. It is a transcript of the gene RORB, whose product is annotated as RAR related orphan receptor B. Gene Ontology annotation, cellular component: nucleus. Gene Ontology annotation, molecular function: RNA polymerase II cis-regulatory region sequence-specific DNA binding; nuclear receptor activity; melatonin receptor activity. The record is from RefSeq and is a predicted model, not a curated record. Gene Ontology annotation, biological process: regulation of transcription by RNA polymerase II. NCBI's taxonomy places the organism in Eukaryota, Metazoa, Chordata, Lepidosauria, Squamata, Anolidae.